This is a messenger RNA of Hordeum vulgare subsp. vulgare (domesticated barley), 1001 nucleotides long. RefSeq lists its product as uncharacterized. Bases 186 to 431 code for a protein of 81 amino acids. Lineage: Eukaryota; Viridiplantae; Streptophyta; Magnoliopsida; Poales; Poaceae. The transcript has a single exon. The record is from RefSeq and is a predicted model, not a curated record.
ACCAAACCACCUCGUUGAAAGCACGCACACAAGCUUGCAUCUCGACGACGACGACGACAUUGCCAAAAACCUAGCCUCCAAGCCCCCUAUACCACUACAACUCUACAAGCUUGUUGCGAAGGGAGAAGAAACAGAAGAAGAAGAAGAAGAAGAAGAAGAAGAAAGCCAAGGUUGACGAGGGAUCGAUGGCCGUCGCGGGGAGGAAGAUGAGGCUCGCGCUGCCGGUGAUCGUGGCGGUGCUGCUGCUUCUGGCGGCGCUCGGCGAGGCGCGGCCGUUGGGCGGCGCCGACUGGGCGGCCGCCGGAGGGACCCCGCUGCCGGGCGCGUCGACGACCAUGGCCCAGGCGCUCCGAAGGCUGUACACGCAGCGGCUGGGCGGGCCGGGCGCCUCCUGCACCACCAACAGCCCCAACAUCCCCUGCCCGCCAUAGAGGCCGGCCGGCCGUCGUCCGGCGCGACUCAAUCGACCGGCCGCCCUCCGUCCCCUCCUCUCUCUCUCGGGUUCAAACUUGUUUUUGACGGACCAACCCGGGCGGCGGUAGCGGGCUCACGGCAUGCGCAUGUUUUUUUUCCCGCCGGCUGACUAGCGGCCGGCGAUCGACGACAUGGUUGGAUUGGUUGAAUUCGUUGGUUGGUUUCUUGGUGAAUUCUUUUUGCCCGCGCGCGAUUUUCGCCGGGUGUUUAUUUGUACAGAAGAAAAGAUACUCGUAUACUUCGUAGGAUCUGUUUGUUGUUUGAAUGAAUAAAACAUAUAGGCAAAACCUGCAAAAGCAGUACCAGCAACACAUGUAUAUACCUUUCUCUAAAAAGUGACAUAUAUUAUGUAUGCUUCGUGGCCAUUUGUCAAAUCUUUUUUUUUUUAAUUUUUUUGCGGGGGACGGAUUCAGUCAUUUGUCGAAUCUUAACAAAGCACAGUUUUGUACUCUAACUAAACAUACGUGUAACUUGCCUGGAAGUGGAAGCUGACAUCCGCGUGCGUCACUCAUGGCCUCAUGAGGCCA